UCUUUAGACGUCCAUAGUUCAUGAAUCAUAAUAUAUUUUAAUGUAUUAUUAAUAAAUACUUAUUUUACUUUUAUAGUAUGAAACAUGAAUAUUGAACACUUCAGUUCGUUUUAUUGUCUUGUUAAUUAGUUUUAAUUUAUCAGUAAUUUUAACAGUAUGUAGACACUAGACAUUGGGCAAUAGGCAUAUUAUCCUUAAGUAUUCUUGGUUAUCAUUAUUUAUGAUGGGAACAAAGUUUCUUAUGGUCAUAAUCAAAUAAUAUAGGAUUUAGAAGUAAUGUAAUUCAAAUUAGUGUAGUUAGAAACUGACAAUAAUGAUGAAAUUAGUUAAUGAUCCUUGUGGUAUAUUUUGCAUAUUAUUCACCUAUACCUCAAUCAUAUACGCUGACUAUGUAGUGAUACAAUGGGUUGUUUUGCACACCAUGCAAGACAGCUUAUGGGCUCCAUUUCACAUAGUGCUUUUCAAUACAUUUCUUUUGCUAUUGACAGUAUCACAUUUAAGAGCAAUGUUUUCUGAUCCUGGCACUGUACCUCUAUCACAUACCAACGGUUCCUUUUCAGACUUACGGCAAGUUAAUGAACCUUUAGUGAAAAGAGAAGAUUGGACUAUGUGUACACGAUGUGAAGCGUAUCGGCCUCCCCGAGCUCAUCACUGUCGAAUUUGUAAGCGCUGUAUUAGACGAAUGGAUCAUCAUUGUCCAUGGAUUAAUAAUUGUGUUGGAGAAAAAAAUCAAAAGUAUUUUGUCCAAUUUCUUUUUUUUGUUUGUAUUAUUUCUGCAUACACUAUCAUGUUAGUUAUCAUGUCAUGGGUACGGGAAUGCCGGCAGUGUAAACUAUAUGAUAUGGAUACAAGACAAACACAAGUAUUACAUUCAGUAAUUUUAAUAAUGGAAAGUGCUCUUUUUGGUAUGUUUGUUAUUGCAAUUUUGUAUGAUCAAAUGGAUGCUAUUUAUAAUGAUCAGACAACAAUUGAACAAACAGUCUAUAAACGUUCAAAUCCAUUACAUAGAUAUAUAUUUUCUGUUAUUUGUCGUUGGCCAAAAAUAUCUAGAUCUACAUCUAAAAUUAAUAUUCGAUCUGUAUGAUUUGUUUAUUGUUACUUAAGACUAGUUAAAUUAUUAAAUAUUGAAAUUCAUAUUAGCUAUAGGUACAUUAUAUUACGCAAGUAAUUCAUUAUGCAAAGCAAUUUAAACUCUGUGUUAUUAAAAUUGAUUAAAAACACAAAAUUAUAAAAUAUUUUAAUCUUAAAAAUGCUAAGCAAAACAGAGAUUGUAUUUGAUUUUACGAUUUUAUGUUGUUUUUUUUUUUUUUACUUAUGUUUAUUAUGGUACAAAUUACAAUUAUAUUUUGUCAUAUACAUAUAUUCUGUAAAUUAUAUCCCCUUGGUAUUUUCACAUUUGUCAUAAAUCAUAAUAUUCUUAUUUCUUCUCAGCAGCUACAUUUCUCUCAUUAUUAAAUUUUUUCCAAUUUAUUUCCAAAUUUCUUGCAGUUUAUUGACUGAUCUUAUUAUAACUGCUUGCUCUUCAAUUUAAAAUAUUUAUUUUAAUUCUUCCUUAACUUUACUAAUGUACUUUUUCCAUGCACAAAUAACUGUUAAAUAAUUGAUUUAUAGUAAAUAAAACAUUAAAAACUUAAAUAAAGUUUCAAACUUAUAAGAACACCUGAUAAUUUGUUAUUACAUUCAACUUUAAAAUUAUAAACUACUAUUCUAUUCUUAGGGCAAGUGAAGUGAUACUAGUACCCAGUUUCUGAACUAUUUUUUAUUUUAUUUAUUAAUUAGUAUAUCAUAAAGUUUAAAUGAUUUUUGUUACACUUGUUUUUAUUUUUAUAAAUUAAUUUUUAAGAAAUAUAUAAAUUAACAUGAUUUAUUUCAAUUUAAUGUUUACAUAUAAUUUAAAUUAUUUGUAUACCUAAUAUUUAAUUUUUUAAUUUUAAGAAAUUGAAUAAAAUGGUGCCUACAUA
Messenger RNA from Rhopalosiphum padi (bird cherry-oat aphid), 1961 nucleotides. It is a transcript of the gene Dnz1, whose product is annotated as palmitoyltransferase ZDHHC3. Bases 314 to 1084 code for a protein of 256 amino acids. The record is from RefSeq and is a predicted model, not a curated record. Gene Ontology annotation, molecular function: protein-cysteine S-palmitoyltransferase activity. The transcript is spliced from 5 exons. NCBI's taxonomy places the organism in Eukaryota, Metazoa, Arthropoda, Insecta, Hemiptera, Aphididae. Gene Ontology annotation, cellular component: endoplasmic reticulum; Golgi apparatus. Gene Ontology annotation, biological process: peptidyl-L-cysteine S-palmitoylation; protein targeting to membrane.